GAUAUAUCUGAAUUUUAGGGAACCGAAGAGUUGGAGAAUCUUUUUAUAUUUAUUUUUACGAAUCUUGGGAGCUGUCCGGAUUCCGGAACAACCGCUUCCGGCCCCGACCCGACCUUCCCGAUCUGAGCCGCUACGAAACCAACCAAUCCAAUACCGCCACGCGUCCCCUCCCCGCCUUCGGCCUCGGAGCCCCGCGUCCCCCGCGCCGCUGGCAGUAUAAUAACUCCCGCGCCGCGUAACUGCACGAGCUCGCCCGAGCAAACCGUCGCCGGUGCCUACCGUUCCCGUCGCCGGUGCCUACCGUUCCCGUCGCCGCCCGUCCUCUCUACGGAGGUCCUUUUUCAGAUAUCGCUAGGGAUUGGUGAGUUGUACGGUUCAGAGCGCUUCUACCUGAGUUUUCUGGUCUUUGAUCAGCUGUGUGUAAGGGACUAAAAUUUGGAAAGUGUCAUCCUUCGAAGUUGACAACCAACCAAUGUAGCAUGUUUGACAGCCCAUAUAAAAGUUGAUCUCAUGAAUUCGGGAAGAACAGCGGCAUCCAACGUUUCCUGUUCAGCGGGAAACAGCGGCAGCUUCCCUCCCUGCCUCCUUCCAGGAUUUCUUGGGUUCCCAAUUGUUUUCGUCAAUUUCCACUUGUUCAAGGCCAUUGUUCGCAGCCCUGCAUCUUCCGUUGUCUUGGGAAUGUGUGGAAGGAGCCUUCCUUAAAUUGUGGCCCAAGACUUCCUAGUCAUCUUGCGGAAUCUCAUAGGUUCUCGAAGAUGGUUUCCUCUGAGAUGACCUCUGUCACAGUGACGCGUGCACAGGGCUCCAAGCUUUUUAGAGGGAAGAUCCUUCUGCCAGGGGGAUCCUCAGAUGUUGUGCCUUCUGAAAAUGUUGAGUUCGAUUUUUCUGAUGUUUUUGGGCCUAGUGCUGUCCAUACACACACAGAAGUGAGUGUUCUCACUCUGGGCAGUCCAGCACCUGUGGCUGAGUCCAACGAUGAGGUUUACAAUGACCCUGAUGUCAUUGUCAAACGAUCCCAUUCCCUUGUUGGUCCAUCAUCUCUUGUUAGUCAAUCUUUGCCAUUUAGCAAGCUUACAUUACACAAGAAAGACAGCUCAUUGGAAAUUUCAGAGUGCCUUUCCAAAGAAAAACAAAUCAACCAAGGGUCCUUUAGUGAUGAUGAGUUUGAUGAUGUAAAAAAGGAGAAUGAGGGUGUUGGACUUGACGACUUCGAAGUUCUGAAGCUCGUUGGCCGAGGGGCAUUUGGCAAAGUAUAUCAGGUGAGAAAGAAAGGUACUUCUGAAAUAUAUGCAAUGAAAGUUAUGAGGAAGGACAAGGUUGUGGAGAAGAAUCACACUGAGUACAUGAAAGCUGAGAGAGAUAUACUGACAAAGGUUGACCAUCCUUUCGUCGUGCAGCUGAGGUACUCCUUUCAGACAAAGUACCGACUUUACCUUGUCCUGGACUUCAUAAACGGGGGUCAUCUCUUCUUCCAGCUUUACCACCAGGGUUUAUUUAGGGAGGAGCUUGCACGCAUCUACGCUGCUGAAAUUGUAUCUGCCGUAGCCCACCUCCAUGCCAAUGGUAUUAUGCAUAGAGAUUUGAAGCCUGAGAACAUCUUACUGGAUGCUGAUGGUCAUGCUAUGCUGACCGACUUUGGCAUGGCAAAAGAAUUUGAUGAAAACACUAGAUCAAACUCAAUGUGUGGUACUGUUGAGUACAUGGCCCCAGAAAUUUUUCAGGGCCGAGGUCAUGAUAAGGCUGCAGACUGGUGGAGUGUGGGAAUCCUUCUUUUUGAAAUGCUUACGGGAAAGCCACCGUUUGUUGGUGGAAACAGAUGCAAGAUUCAACAGAAGAUAGUAAAGGAGAAGAUAAAGCUGCCAACUUAUUUAUCUAGUGAAGUUCACUCUCUGUUGAAAGGAUUACUGCACAAAGAAGCUGGCAGGCGGCUGGGAAGCGGACCAGGCGGCAGUGAUGAAAUCCAGAAGCACAAGUGGUUCAAGUCUGUAAACUGGAAGAGACUCGAGGCCCGGCAGAUCGAGCCAAGCUUCCGGCCGAAUGUUGCUGGCAAGACCUGCAUCGCAAACUUUGACAAGUGCUGGACGAACAUGUCCGUGCUUGACUCUCCAGUGGCCAGCCCUGUUGCAGCCAACAGCAACUUUGUGGGGUACAGUUAUGUGAGGCCCGCACCGUUCCUCCAAAAGCCGAGCCCACUUGGCUGAGGAACUGCUUCCGUGGUCUGAGAUCUGCCCCGGAGUUCAAAUAUUUAUCUUUUUGACUCCGAAUCCUAUGUAUUUCAUCAAGACACUAGUGUUGGAGAUCUAACCUUAUUGAGGACAACAACUUGGUUGGUGAUUCCCAAAAAGUUCCUAUUGAAGUGCCAUGGUUAUUAUCCUCUGUUUUUGCUUAUUGCCAUUCCUUGUUUGUGUA
Zea mays is the source of this 2409-nucleotide messenger RNA. Lineage: Eukaryota; Viridiplantae; Streptophyta; Magnoliopsida; Poales; Poaceae. The record is from RefSeq and is a predicted model, not a curated record.